AUGUCCAAGAAGCAGACGUGGUGCUCCGUGAGGGCUACGAAAAGGCAAGCCCCCUCUGGCCGUGCUCAUACGCGACUAGCUGACAUCGAACUGCGACAGUUCAAGAACUCAAUCUUUCAGGUCGUGACACCUGACGGUCCCAGAGUCUUCCUACCGAGGAAAUAUGCCCAUGACUUGAAGAAGUACACCCGCCAUGAGGCGAGUGGGAUGAAGGCCCUGGCGGACGUGAGUUUUCCGCCCGCGCAUGUUGUUCGGCAGCAAGUUGACAGAUCGCAGCGUCAUAUCGGCAAUUACACCACCAUCGACCACGAAAGUGAUAUUAUGCUGGGUGCCAUCAAGAUAGAUCUGAAUCGCAACCUUGGGACCUUCGUUGGCGACGUGGAGCAAGAGGUCGCCCACUGCUUCCAGACCCAAUUUCCAUCGUGCAAUGAAUGGACACCUAUCGAUCUCCAUGACAAGCUCCUAAGAGUUGUGGCACAAGCCUCAGCUCGAAUCUUCGUGGGUUACCCGAUGUGUCGAAACGAAGAGUGGUUGGACUGCAGUACGAGCUUUGCCAUGGACGCCAUGAACGGAGGCGAAAAGUUGAAGCAAUGGCACCCAUACUUGCGGCCAGUCGCCCAAUGGUUCGUGCCCGAGAUGCGGCGCAUACGCGGCGACCACCGACACGCCCUCGCAUUGUUUCUACCGGAGCUGGAGAGACGAGCAGCGAAAGCCGGUGAUUCGGAUGUCGUGCCACAGAACGACAUGAUUGAAUGGAUGAUCGAGCGGGCUCGAAAUACUGGCGACAAGUCUUUUGACAGCAAGGAGCUAGCCAACUUGCAGGUGCUGACGGCGACUGCAGCGAUACACACAACUAGGCUGGCUAUCAUCCACACGCUGUACGACCUGGCAGCAAGACCGGAGUAUGUUCAGCCUCUGAGAGAGGAGAUAUUGGAAGUGACGAGGGACAGCAACGGGAUACUCCAGAAACAACAUCUCACGCAGAUGAAGAAGCUGGACAGCUUCAUGAAAGAAACACAGCGUCACAGUCCGCCGUCAGUGGCCACCUUCCAGAGGAAGGCAAUGAUACCUAUCGACCUCUCCGACGGCAGCCAUUUCCCAGCAGGCACAAUCUUACAGUGCAACACGAACAUGCUCGAGGAGGCACCAGCCGUCUGGGGCGACCCCUACGCCUUUGACGGAUUCCGCUUCUACAAGCUACGCAGCAAGCCAGAAGACGCCAACAAGUUCCAGUUCGCCAGCCCCAGCUACGACAGCAUGCAGUUCGGCUUCGGUAACGAUGCGUGCCCUGGCCGUUUCUUCGCUAGCAACCAGAUCAAGAUCAUUCUGGCGUACAUAUUGACACACUACGACAUCAAGUUUGAGGAAGGCGUUGUCGGUCGGCCGAAGAACUUCAUGUUUGAGGUCAAUGUUCUUGCUGACCCUACGAAGAUGGUGCUGUUCAAGAAGAUUGGGUGA
Messenger RNA from Anthostomella pinea, 1458 nucleotides. The record is from the annotation of a GenBank genome assembly. Lineage: Eukaryota; Fungi; Ascomycota; Sordariomycetes; Xylariales; Xylariaceae.